This is a messenger RNA of Lathyrus sativus (Indian pea), 453 nucleotides long. The record is from the annotation of a GenBank genome assembly. Lineage: Eukaryota; Viridiplantae; Streptophyta; Magnoliopsida; Fabales; Fabaceae.
AUGUUGAAAGAAUGGCAAUCAGAGAAUGAAGGCAUGAUUUACUCCUAUUUCGACGCUUAUGCUGCAAUGAGUGACCUCCAAUUGAACUUAUGCACCCAUUUCAGGAUUUACAGAUGUGAAUGCAGCUUGUGGGGACUUGGAGAGUUGAAUGCCAGGGCUCCUAGCCUGCCGGUGUCAAAGCCUUGUCCCACUAGUCAAGACCAAGUUUUCCGGGAUCAAUACCAUCCUACAGAGGCAGCUUCACAGAUCUUUGCCGACAGAAUUCUUGAUGGUCUCUCAACUUACACUUAUCCUAUUAAUACGAGACAACUUUUGCAAUUAACUUUCAUUUCAAAUGACUUCUUUUUCGUUAUGUGUCUCUCUUUUCAGGAAGGGCAUCCGCCACAUGCCACACUUGGGAAAGUCUGUUCAUGGUGGAACCGCACGGGCUUCUUGGAUCCUUUGAACUUGUAA